CCUCUCUCUUGACUUCAGAACAGACGUUUUUUCCUGUAUAGGCCCUCAGCCCUUCCUCUCGCGCACUGGGAGAGAACAUCGUCCGCAGAGGACGCGAGUGAGCUGGAAUGCUUUGACGUCAGUAGCAGGCCAGCGCUCAGAGCCGAUCAGGCAGUGAAUGAAUGCACGAAUACUGCAGAGAGGCGCACUCGCAGCAUCGACCAUCCAUCCCUGUUGCCUCGUCCUUUCGGAGACAUCGGGGCAUACACACGCCACUGGCACAGUGAACACAACAGGACGUCGGGAAAAUAUUGGAAACCAAUAGCUUUACGAUUCUAACUCAUCAAGUAAUAUUGGAAUAGCAAGAAGUGCCAAGCUGUUUACAGAGGCUGGUCGCUCCACAAGCCUAAAGGAUAACGCAUUUUCCUCUCAAUGGUAAUGCAUCAGUAGAGAGAGCUUCCAUAGAGCUUCAAGACCCCUCCAAGGCCCCUCAUCCAGACUGAGACUGUCUCCAGCACCAACACACCACUCCCCUCACCCCGUCUCUGCCCUAGCCCACCCAGACAUGGCUGCCUCCAAGAGCAGCUACGAGGGAAAGAUCGCUGGCCUCUAUGACCUGGAUCGCACGCUGGGUAAAGGCCACUUCGCUGUUGUCAAGCUGGCACGCCACGUCUUCACAGGCCAGCUGGUGGCGGUCAAGGUGAUCGACAAGACCAAGCUGGACGCCAUGGCGACGGGCCACCUGCUGCAGGAGGUGCGCUGUAUGAAGCUGGUGCAGCAUCCCAAUGUGGUGCGGCUCUACGAGGUCAUCGACACUGCCAACAAGCUCUACCUCAUCUUGGAGCUGGGCGAUGGAGGAGACAUGUAUGACUACAUCUUGCGCCACGAGGGUGGCGUGGCUGAGGACACGGCUAAAGUUCACUUUGCCCAGAUCGUCCGAGCAAUCUCCUACUGCCACCGGCUCCACGUGGUGCACCGAGACCUCAAGCCAGAGAACGUGGUGUUCUUCAGGCAGCAGGGGACCGUCAAGCUGACCGACUUCGGCUUCAGCAACCUCUUCAAGCCCGGGACCAUGCUGAUGACCAGCUGUGGCUCGCUGGCUUACUCCGCCCCAGAGAUCCUGCUGGGAGAUGAGUAUGAUGCUCCGGCUGUAGAUAUCUGGUCGUUGGGGGUGAUCCUGUACAUGCUGGUGUGUGGACAGCCCCCUUUCCAGGAGACCAAUGACAGUGAGACGCUCACCAUGAUCAUGGACUGUCACUACACCGUCCCAGCCCACAUCUCCUCAGACUGCAAAGAUCUGAUCUCCCAUAUGCUGCAGAGGGAUCCAUCUAGCCGUGCCUCCCUGCAGGAGAUCGAGAACCACCCCUGGCUGCUAGGGGUCGACCCCUCGCCCGCGGGACACAGUGCCGCCCCCCUCACCUCCCACCGUAGCCUGUCCCCAGAGGAACACGAGGUCAUCCUCCAGGCCAUGACCAGUGGCAACAUUGCAGACCGCGACGCCAUCCAAGAGGCUCUAGAGGCAGACCGAUACAACCACAUCACAGCCACGUAUUACCUGCUGGGGGAGCGCAUCCUGAGAGACAAGCAGGAGCAGCCCAGCGAGAUGCCCAAAGUCGACAGCGCAUGGGCUGAGCCACCACAACUCCAGAGGCCACUGUCUGAGCCUCUGGAUCUGGAGCAGAGGGGGCUCCAUGGACUGCUGCCUGGCUGUCCCCGCCGAGGGGUGUCAGAGUCUGGGGACUUCCUGGCCCACAGGCCCCUUUUGCUCCAGCCACAGCCAAGUCGCACAGAGAGCCCCUUCCCUGAGUACAGCACAGGGCCCUGCCCGGGGCUCACCCUGCACCCCCCACCCCCUGAUGAACCCCUGCAGGUCAAAAGCCUGGGAGCUCUGCAGCUGAUCUGUGAAGAGGAUGAGGAAGAAGAAGAGGAGGAGGAAGAUGCAAUCAAACCACAUGUUGGACUUCAUAAUAUUCAAGCACUGCCUCACAUAGUAGGCUUGGUAUCAACCACUGGGUCUACAGAACAGUCAAGUCCCAUGCUCUCAGCUCCAGAGGCUCCACAGAGGCACCCAGUCAGAGUAGUGCCAGGUCAGGGAGAGGAAACAGGCCUGUUGGGCACCUCAGUGAAGGAAGCAUUGGACACAAAGAGGGGGGAGGGGGACAGGGAAGAGCAGGACAAGGUUUCCAGCCACAACAAAGAUAUGGAGUCUGACCAGCUGGCAGCCAGACAGGAACAGGGUACAGUGGAGUCAGAGGAGAAGCCCAUGGAGGAAGAGGAUAUGUCAUGUGACCCACUGAGGCUAGGUAGUCAUGCGACUGCAGACCAGCCAAUCAAUGGUUUAGAAAACCUGAUUCAGACAGUGGUAGAUAGUCAACUCACUCCCAAAGCUCAUCCUCCAUGCCUGUCUCGCCUAGGGCGGGUGCAGUGUUGUCGGGGGCAACGAGAGCCUCCUACCCCAUACAUCAUGGAAGGGGAGGAAGACACUAUGUUUGAAAACAACAACAACACCACAGAGUCCAAGCCUAAGCUCCUGGUGCAGGGUGGGGGUUCCACUCCAAGCGCUUCACCCCGCUCUCUGCCACGUAACCACUGUGUGGACUUGGGUCCGGACGGAGUGGAGACGACACGCAAGGUGGGUGGGCCUGGAGGAGAGUCUGAGGGGGAAAUGCCGGAGGAGCUCCAGUUGGAGAGAUCCCAUAUUGCACCACAGGGCCCUCUUGGGCUCAGAGAGGCGGGGACCGACCCUGCAGUCAGACUGGAUCCUGGGAAGGGGAAGAACGUGAACUUGCGAGACCGCCUACUGCAGUUCCCCCUCUGUGAGAAGGCCUUGUCCUUCAACAUCCAGCCCACCUCCAAGGAGAAACUCCUGCCCUUCGCCCAGUACAACUGCUGCCACGUGUUGUAGGCGGGGCCACCUGUAGCUUUACCUCCCUAUACCUCCCACAUCACUCACUCACUUUAUAGCCUGGCCACAGGGCACAAACUAGGGGUCCUCAGGCCCCUCAAGACAGCCUCACACCAGGCCAGAGCCUGUCACCGAUCCAUCUAGUUCAACACAAAACACCAGAGCAGUCUGGGUCCUGCCUGAACUAGAAGUCUGCAUCCUACCUGAACUAGAAGUCUGCAGCCGACCUGAACUGAACUAUCUUACUGUGACCUCAGACAUUUUGUAGACAAUUCUUGUUAGAUCUGUGUAGCCCUUACCUCGUUAUACUUAGCAUCUACUGCUGCUUCCUUUGUGAGAAAAUAACUCAACUUCUUGUGCUGCCAUGUACUGAAGUUUAUUAACUGCUUUUUGUGUAGUCUUCUUAGACUAUCACUAUAUAGUAUAUAGCUUUGUAUUGAUUGCUAUUAUAAAAUCCCUUAUAUCGUAGCUCUUCAUUUUGCACUAGCUUAUCUCGAACUGAGCCCAUUUCAGCGUAUGGUAUGUUGUCACUCUGAGGCCUGCUAGUACAGUGCUAUAAUUGUAAUGUCUAGCAUGAAGAUGAUGCAUGCUGUAGAGGGGACAGCUAUACUCCCUGCCUCAGCCGCCCGUCUACAUUAGCUCAGCUAGUGGACUGAUGAAAGGGUUGAUGCUAUUGACAAUGUAGCUGGAAGCAUGGUAUCAUUUAAUGCUGGGGGUUGGAUACGUCAGUGGUAAUCUGAGAGGUGUAAGGUUUGGGACCUAAACUGACUAAUGCAGGGAGAGCAAAAUCUGUGAACAAUUGUUGGACAGGGUUUAAUACAAGAGACUUUUGAAAAUGGAUAUGAUAUCGACUACGGAAACGCAGGUCUUCCAGAUUGUUUGUGUGUAUAUGUACUUUAUUUAAAAAUCUUUCAUCGUUAUUCUUACAAAUGCUAUUGAACCCUUUUAUUUUGUCGGACAACAGUUUCUUUGUCGUAGGACAUAUCCACAGGUGCGUGAUUAUAACAAUUCUUUUGUGGUAUCUAAGUGUGACAGAAUGAAUCCGUCUCGAGAGUGAUGACAGAUACUGUACAUUAAAUCCCUGUAUUUAGAUCUGUAUUAUUUACCACAUAUGCCUCAGUGUACUCUGGGUCGUUAAACAAACAAACCGUGUCCCUGCAUAUUGUUGUUGGACUUGCCUGGGGAUUUGUGUAUAUAUGUAUUCUGUCUGUCUAUGGUUCUGAGAGUACACCUAUACAUACUAUUAAGAGAUACCACUUGAUCAAAUCAGAAAUCCUAAUCUAGAUGCGAACUAGCUAUUAUGCAAAGAAGAAAUGUUAUAGAACGAGAGUCCUCAGAAAGCUGUGUUCUUUCUCAUCAGUGGAAUCCCCAGAGGACUGUAUGAGAGCAGAAUUAAUGGCAUACUUUUAUCCCCCUCGUUGUGGAAGAGAAGAGUGUAGUGAUGGACACAGAGCACUAACCUCAGCUGUCACACAUUCAUAUGAUAUGGACACCUCAACCUCCCCUGUCUCCUUUCCUCUUCUGUCAUUGGAUGGGGGGGGGGGGUCUCCAUUCCAUUCCGCCAACCAGCUGUCUCCUCCACACCUAGCCUGGAGUCACCUUACCUGGGAAGUGUCUGUCUGUCUGUCGGCCCAUUGAACCUGAUUUAAACUAUGACUAUAGGGCUGGAUUCAAUUUGUAGCGCAGAAGAUCAGUGUUGUAGCACGGUUUAAAUUUGUAAGUAAUUUUCGAUUGAGCCGACAUAUGAAGUGUUUACCGCGGAAGCAUUGCAUUUAAAACGGCAAUUUGUGAUUGCUAGGUCCAUUUUUGGACUUUUAAAUUGGUGGUAUACCCACUCAUUCUUGAAGAAUAUAACGUAUAAAUGCUUAGUUCAACUGUUGUACCCCAUCACAAUACAUAUUUUAACCUUUUACACCUCUUCGUUUGUAAACAAACAUUGUAUUUUUAUUUUAUUUUUUUACCUUUAUUUUACUAGGCAAGUCAGUUAAGAACAAAUUCUUAUUUUCAAUGACGGCCUAGGAACAGUGGGUUAACUGCCUGUCCAAGGGCAGAAUGACAGAUUUUGUACCUUGUCAGCUCGGGGAUUUGAACUUGCAACCUUUCGGUUACUAGUGCAAUGCUCUAACCACUAGGCUACACUGCCGCCCCGCCCAGCCUCCAAACAUGGUUAAAACUAUAAUUUUAAUCUCAGAGCUGGUCAGUCCUUGCACCCAUAGUUCAGUCUAUGAAUUUGAGAGCACUUACAUUUCUCCCAUCUCUCCUCUGUUUACCAAAUCAGUGGUGGGGUGGCCUUUGUUGUUUGAAUGGCAGAUUUCACCUUUAAAUUUCGAUCAGCUAUAACGCUGAUUCUAGGCGCUACGGAUUGAAUCCAAUUCUAGGUCUCAAUGAGAUUUCUUUAUUUUUGUAUUUAUUUAUUAAAAUGGAUUAAACCAGA
Oncorhynchus masou masou (cherry salmon) is the source of this 5318-nucleotide messenger RNA. RefSeq names its product SNF related kinase b (gene snrkb). Gene Ontology annotation, molecular function: ATP binding; protein serine/threonine kinase activity. The coding region runs from base 545 to 2884 and encodes 779 amino acids. Gene Ontology annotation, biological process: protein phosphorylation; intracellular signal transduction. The record is from RefSeq and is a predicted model, not a curated record. Gene Ontology annotation, cellular component: cytoplasm. Lineage: Eukaryota; Metazoa; Chordata; Actinopteri; Salmoniformes; Salmonidae. The transcript is spliced from 6 exons.